This is a messenger RNA of Papaver somniferum (opium poppy), 1977 nucleotides long. RefSeq lists its product as uncharacterized. The transcript is spliced from 9 exons. NCBI's taxonomy places the organism in Eukaryota, Viridiplantae, Streptophyta, Magnoliopsida, Ranunculales, Papaveraceae. The record is from RefSeq and is a predicted model, not a curated record. The coding region runs from base 690 to 1214 and encodes 174 amino acids.
UGUAUGCUAGGAUGACAAAAUCCAGUAAACAGUGGGAAAAUGGAGCUUUUGCUAGUUAAGGCAAUUAACUAGUUCCAAGUACUAAUUAAAGUAGCUUUUGCUAAUAAAAUUUGCUUUGCAUAAAAAAUUCCUAAUUAAAGCGGAGAAUUGGAGCACCAAAAUAACCCUUUAUACAAACUGAAAAGAUAUAUACUCCGUAUGUCUGAGUAUUCCAAAUCCUCACUUCGGAAAUGGCCACACAGGGAUGCGUACAGCUGGAAAAUUUAUGCAUGGUUAUGGAAACGUAACAUUGACUCAAGGUAUUCUACACUGCCCCUUGUAAAAACACUGCACCAAGGGCGAAGGAAUAAGGCCUUUUUUGGCUUUGCCUCAUUACGGUAGGGCGUGACUUGAGAGUCCCGUAUAUGGAAACAAGAAUUUAAUGUCAGAGAACUUAUACGAAAGCAUUUCUCACCCAAGAAGAAAAGUAUAUAUUCCCCCAUGCAUAUAUAUUAGACCCCUUAUCAUACCUGAUUUUCACCAACUCACAGUUCAAUCUUCAUUUUAGAAAAUUUCCUCCACCACCAUGUCUACUAGAGAAUUAAGUAUUGGUGGUGGUCAUGAUAAUCGAUCUCCUGACGAAGAAAUUAUAGACAUUAAAAUGUUACUUAAAAGUACUCAUUGAAUCUCAUACAAAUACUCGAAAUGAGAUGAUGGAGAUCUUAAGAAGCAGUACUCAUUCUAAUAAAACUGAUAAAGGAAAAGACAAAGUUGUCGAAAAUCCACCACCACCAGCAUCAUCCGAUCAUCAAAAACAGAAAGUGGGAACUUUUUUUUAUCGCCCCUUCUUGUCUACGAUCCUGGUUCCAUCACUGUCAAUUGGAAAAAAUAAUGCGAACAGCAAUGGUAAACAAGAGAUUGCACAGGUACCUGGUGGUGAUGAUGAAGAAUACAGGCAGCACUCUGAAGUUGGAAAAGACAAAGUUGUCGAAAAUCCACCACCACCAGCAUCAUCCGAUCAUCAAAAACAGAAAGUGGGAACUUUUUUUAUUGCUCCUUCUUGCCUACGAUCCUGGUUCCAUCACUGCCAAUUGGAAAAAAUAAUGCGAACAGCAAUGGUAAACAAGAGAUUGCACAGGUACCUGGUGGUGAUGAUGAAGAAUACAGGCAGCCCUCUGAAGUUGACGAGGCAAUUUAUGUUCCUGGUAGAAACGACCAACUAUACGAAGCACUAAGAGUCGAUGACUUGGAUCCGGCCAAGGAGUUUCUUAAGAACAAUCCUGACGCGAUUAAUCAAGCAAUCACACAUGACUUGGGUACAACAUUGCAUUUGGCUGUAUAUUGGAAUAGAAAGACAGUAUUCGUAGAGGAGAUUAUGAAAUUGAUGACACCUAAAGUACUUGAAUACAAAAUAUGUAUUAAUGGUAUCACAGCACUUCAUACUGCUGCCAGCCGUGGAAUCAUUAAAGCUGUUGUAAUGAUGGUGCAUAAGAACUCAAAAUUGACUCAGAUACGCAAUCACGACGGAAGAACACCAUUCGAAUAUGCUCUUUUUUUGUUACAUUUGGGCAGAAGGAAAUGGUUGAGUAUCUUUACUCAGUGACAAGAGACGAGGAUCCUAACAGUCCGUUCUCGGGUCCUGAUGGUGCUAGGUUAAUAUGCAGCGCAAUAGAUGCUAAUUUCUAUGAUUUGGCAUUUUGUCUUGUCAAACGGUUUCCGAAAUUGGUCAUGGAGAAUUCACCGCAACAUAAUAUGUGUGGAUUAGAGUUGUUGGUUCGAAAGCUGUUUGUGUUUCCAAGUGGGACUAAGCUGACAUGGUGGCAGACCCGCAUCUAUUCAUUAAUUCACGUGGACAUGAAUAUGACAUACGUCCAUACGGCGGAGCCAAACACUUUCCAAUACUCUGCAGAAUGCACUGAAAGAGAUAAAGAGAACUCUCCAGAGUAUGCCAAAACAGAGGAGAGCUUUUCCUUAACCAAACAUACAGGAAUCCUCAUG